This is a messenger RNA of Hydatigera taeniaeformis, 3315 nucleotides long. The record is from the annotation of a GenBank genome assembly. NCBI's taxonomy places the organism in Eukaryota, Metazoa, Platyhelminthes, Cestoda, Cyclophyllidea, Taeniidae.
AUGCCAGUCAGAUUUCUGCAUCUUUCUCCCGUUUCUCUCCCGGCGGUUCUUUUACUUUGGAUUGCCUGUCUUGGUGAGGCAAAAUUUGUCGAGUUGACAUUCCAUGUGACUGAGCACUCCGAGGCUAGCAAGCUGAUUGGUAACCUCCUCGAAUGUAUUGCAUUGCCCAGGGAAGAGGUGCGCUCAAUUAGUGUGGAAUCACCACCACCAGAGGAGUGGAUUACCUAUGUACAUAUCAAUACCACCACUGGGGACAUUUACACCAGUGCAGAGAGUCCAACCACCCUUGAUCGUGAGAUGAUCUGUCCCCUUCAGGGUGUAGACGAAGUAAUUCAAGAAUGCCAAAUCUCUCUUCUCAUCUCAAUCAACCAAAAGUAUCUUGUCUCACUCCAUCUUAUAAUUGAUGACAUUAAUGACUCACCACCUUUAUUCUUCCACCGUGGUCAAAUCAUCAAAGAGUUGGCUUUAAGUUUACCUGAAACCGCAGCAGUUGGAGAGACUGCUAUAGAUCUGCCCACUGCUGUAGAUCCGGAUUUAAAAUCCUCCCUCUCACCUGUCACUUACCACCUGAUUGGUGAGAAUCUUCCGUUUUACCUAACAUCUCGAGGUGGAGUCCCCAAACUCUGCCUCUCGGCGCCGCUGGACUUUGAAAGUGUUCCACUCCAUACAUUUUUUCUACAAGCUUGUGAAGAUCAUCGUGCGGAACACCUCUGUUCUUCCAUCCGUGUCAUUAUUCACGUUGAAAAUGUCAACGAUCAUGCGCCCACUUUCCUAAAUUCCACCUAUAAUGCAGUGAUUAAUGAGGAUACACCAGUUGGAACGACAAUCCUCACUGUGGAGGCUUUUGAUGAUGAUUCGCCACCUUUUGGAAAUGUUUCCUACGCCCUGCUAAGUAGUAAAAAAUCAUCAAUUGAACCAUUCCCCUUUGCAGUGGAUGAAAGGAGUGGUCGAGUCUUUCUUCAAUCCCCUCAACUUGAACCUAAGAAAUACUCCUUCAUGGUUGAGGCUAUGGAAGGUGUCAACUCCACCUCACCUGUCAGCAAACAUGCCACUGCAUUAGUUGUCAUCUUUGUAGCUGAUGUGAACAAUCAGCGACCCAUUAUCGAACUGAAGCCGUUCAGUAAUGCCUCCACCCUCACCUAUGCUACUGUUGGAGGGGAAUUUGUUGUGGAUCAUCAAGAAGAGGUGAUGGAUACCACUGUCUUGGCUUACCUCACAGUCACCGAUAAGGAUGAGGGAAGUAAUGCCUUGUGCACCUGUCGCCUAGAGGAUUCACCCUUGACAAGAGCUUUUGAAUUGACCAAAGUUAAUCAACUGUCACCACAAAUGAACGUUUAUCGGUUGAUUGCCAUCAGGCCGUUGGAUGCAGAAGACUCAGUGGUGUUGAGACAUCUUAUUCAACCAGUUGAAGCAGAUCGGUGUAAGGGAGUGGCGGGUUUUUUGGCCUUGAAGAUCACUUGUGCAGAUUCAGGAAGCAAGCCACUAGAGACUCAGGCAACAAUCUACAUUGCACUACGAGAUGUUGACGAGUAUCCCACAAAAUUUGUCACCCCUGACUCUGAGGAAGUGUAUCGAAUAUCUGUGAAAGAGGAUGCAAAAGUAGGCACAAAAUUGAUGGACUUGGUAGUCAGUGAUGUGGAUACUGGAAGGUGUAUUCAGGUGUCAACAAGUCUUGAAAAUGAUCAAAUAUUUGUAGAACCUGGCAGUGGGACUCUGGUGUUGGCAUCCCCUUUAGACUAUGAGACAACUACCUCGAUUUCUUUCACGGUCACAGCUGGCGAACAAAGAAAUCAUUCAAAAGGUCAACCAACUGCCACUGCAACAGUCAUUUUGGAGAUUUUAAACGUCAAUGACAAUCAACCACGUCUAACUUCCUUGAAGACGAUCGAGAAUAAGAUGUGUCAGAAGAUUGUUGCUUCCAUCAUUGAAUCGAUCAAUCAGACCGUCGACUGUUUCACUGUAGAAGUGGAAGAGGAGGUGGAAAUUGGAUUUCGUGUCCAUCGUCUUGUAGCCAUUGACGCUGAUACUCCCAACACUACUAGUGGAUUUAUUUUCUCUCUCAUUGGAGCCUAUGCCCCCAUCAAAUCACAAAAAGUGGAGAAAUUAAAAGUCUCACCUCUCGAGGUGACCAAAAAAGGUGAUCUGUUGGUGACUGGAAGGUUGGAUAGGGAGCAAUUCAAUUGGGUGGAUUUACUCAUCUCCGUCUCCGAUGGGGAGGAGAGUUCAGUGUCCUUACUUCGUGUCAAUUUGGUAGAUAUUAAUGAUAAUCAUCCAGUUUGGCAAUUUCCCUCGCCUACUGACUAUCACAUCUCGGUUAGUAUCUUUGCUCAAGUUGAUGCAAUCAUCUCUCGAGUUCAAGCUCUUGAUGCCGAUUUUGGUGCGUUAAAUGGAGGAGUGGAGUACAAAAUACUGCCUCAACCCAAAAAUACUGCUGCUUCAGGUCUUCUACGCGAUCACCUCACGCAUUCUGUCUAUGGGAGCCACCUCUUCUUCAUCAAUCCACAGACUGGAAAACUGAGUGUUAAACAGGCUUUGCCAAAUCAAACCACAGUGCCCUAUCGACUGGAUCUGGUUGCUGCAGACAAGGGAAAGCCGACACUAGAGUCGACAGCUCACCUUCUCAUUUCCCUGGUAGAUAGACCUUUCAAUGACAUACAAAUGAUUCAAUCAAAUCCGGUGGGAGGAUCCAAUAACCUCCAAAAUGAUGGAGUGGACACAGUUCAAGCUCCUUCGUUAAAUGUGGUGAUGGAACAGUCCGAAGCGCAAAGCACCUCCUCUAGUAUGGAAAAUAAGAUCUACAUUAUUGGUAUAUCUGCCGGGGUGUUGACCUUCCUCUUCUUCAUUGCCAUAAUCUCCUUUGUCUUGUGCAAGCGGCUACAAGGUGGUAGCCGUUCCUUCUGUCAAAAAUCCCCCAAUUCUUUGGAGCUGCAGUCUAAUCAGCGACGUAGUUGGAGUUCUACCAUCGCCUCACCAGUUCAUGAGGUGCUACUAGAGCGACGAGAUCCAGAGAUUGUAUCAACGCAUCCAAUCACUCAACCACCAUCACCGCCACCGGUUCCACCUCCUCCAUCUACUCCUCCCUUGCCGGUGGUUGGAAUUCCCACCUGCUCAAUCGCAUUCAGCGGUGCUGCAUCAUCUCCAGUGGAAAUGAGUAGUGUCAAGAAUGUGCCUGUCAUUGUCAGUGUCGCUGUUCUUCCUCCUGCCUCUUCCACCCCCACCGAAUAUGUGGUAAUCUCUGAGGGUGUGACUGUCACGCCGUCAAAAUACAACUGGAAUGUCGUAAAUGAUAGUGAUUUUAUCAUCACCGAGAGGUAG